This is a messenger RNA of Gongylonema pulchrum, 270 nucleotides long. NCBI's taxonomy places the organism in Eukaryota, Metazoa, Nematoda, Chromadorea, Rhabditida, Gongylonematidae. The record is from the annotation of a GenBank genome assembly.
AUGAUGUAUGUAUUUAUGUGUAUGUGUGUGUAUGUACAGAACAGGCCUAUGAUAAGUAACAUGUACCUAUCGACACUGGACUACGCAGCGACGUUCUGCGGUUUGUUCGUCUCCUGUUACAUGCUUUUCGUAUCAUUUUACAUGGUUGGUAACGAUUCGUACAAAUGGUAUACAGUCAAUAUUUUUGUGGUAUGCCUCGCCGGCAGUAUAAUUAAGCUGGCCGAUUUUGUUGUGCAGCACACUGUCACCAGCGUUUACCAUCCCGUGUAA